ACGCACACAUGCCGGAUUCUCAUGCGCUCAGCAGCAGAGCAAGCAGCCUCUUCCAGCCUUACUGUCUCUCCUACUACAAUCCCAGCAGCAGCUGCGCUCCUCGCGCUCCUCUCUUCGCCUGCGCGUGGAUGGAAGAAGGAACGGCUCAUUUCCGCAGCCACGGCGCAUGCGCCGGGGAGGAGACGCUCGCUCUGUCCUCAUGACGCGGUGACAGCAGACAAGCUGAGGAGCUCAGUUGCGAUCCAGUGCUUGGAGACUACCUUCAAGAUCAGCCCCAGUGACUGCCAUCUUGCUGUGUCCCAGCCACUUAGAGAGAUAUUCCUCAACGCCCUGCUCAAGAAUGACAACCUCACCGUACCAGAGACCUCCCCGUCUCCUGAAGACAUUGAGCGGGCAGAGCAGCUUAAAAAUGAAGGGAACAAUCAUAUGAAGGAGGAAAACUACAGAUGUGCGGUUGAAUGCUACACAAAGGCCAUAGAUCUGGACCUAAGAAACGCUGUGUACUAUUGCAACAGAGCUGCAGCUCACAGUAAGCUGGGCAAUUACACUGAGGCUACAGCUGACUGUGAAAGAGCUAUAGGGAUCGAUCCAACCUACAGUAAAGCAUAUGGGCGGAUGGGUUUGGCUUUAACUGCUAUGACCAAGUAUCCAGAGGCGAUUACAUACUUCAAAAAAGCCUUGGUUCUGGACCCAGAGAAUGACACGUACAAAUCCAACCUGAAGAUUGCGGAACAGAAGCAUAAAGAAGCCUCCAGCCCAAUUGCUGCUGGAUUAGGAUUUGACAUGGCUAGUUUAAUCAACAACCCUGCCUUCAUCAGCAUGGCUGCGAGCGUGAUGCAGAACCAACAAGUCCAACAGCUCAUGUCAGGAAUGAUGUCGAAUGCAGUCAGAGGUCCUGCGGCAGGAGUGGGAGGGAUGUCAGACAUUUCCAGCUUGAUUGAGGCGGGCCAACAGUUUGCCCAGCAAAUCCAGCAGCAGAACCCAGAGCUCAUCGAGCAGCUAAGGAACCACAUCAGGAGCCGUUCCUUCAGCGGCAGCGCCGAGGAGCACUCAUGAUUUAUUUGGACACUCUUUAUUUGCCUCCGAGGAAGAGCAACCAUAUGGCGCGAUAACAAUCUCUACACCCAUUUCUUUAUGUCCAAUCCCCGGGCACGGCUGGAAAGCAGAGACGAGGACGGGGUCGAAGGCACUUUACUGAGACCAAAGGAGAGGAGAAGCUGGAGACUGGACCAUUAAACUAAACAUCCCACACAAGUAAGACAAUACCAUAGACCCCUGGUGAUAAACAGGAGCCAAGAUGUCAAUCAGCCCACCAACAGAAUACCAAGUGAAUAUUCUCUCCAGCGCUUUUUAGAUUUGGUGGAGAUCAUGUGCUGGAUGUGGUGACGCUCCCGCCUUCUUCAUGUUCUGAGUUGAGGAUCCACCUCUCUAUUCGUAAGACAGAAAGAGUGGAGGAAGAAUGUACUUGAACUGCAUAGCAGGGAACAUUUGCAGCUUCUUUUCAUACAAAUACAACAUCAGGCUUAGUUUGUUUAUAAUGAUUCAUAUUAUUUUUCUAGUCAGAGUCAACUUUUAACACCGUGUUUGCUUCGUUUGAAUAAUAAACACUCAGCCCUGGAAUAUAUGGGACUCACAUCACUGCUAUUAAAUGCAUACACUUCAUCAUUUAAGGCAACGAUGUAAUUAUAUUAGCAGUGUUUGCAGCCUGUUCAGUUGGUGACCAACAACAUAUUCCUGCUGUUCGUUUCUGCAUGCUCUUAAAUCUGGUAUUUCACAUCAGAUGCUUUAUGGAAUCUAAUAUAUAUAUAUGCUGAGGCAGCACUUUGUUUUGUCUUAGUGAAUGAACAAUAAAUGUCUUAAAACUGA
Fundulus heteroclitus (mummichog) is the source of this 1866-nucleotide messenger RNA. RefSeq names its product small glutamine-rich tetratricopeptide repeat (TPR)-containing, beta (gene sgtb). Gene Ontology annotation, molecular function: molecular adaptor activity; protein binding. Gene Ontology annotation, biological process: post-translational protein targeting to endoplasmic reticulum membrane. The transcript has 11 exons. NCBI's taxonomy places the organism in Eukaryota, Metazoa, Chordata, Actinopteri, Cyprinodontiformes, Fundulidae. Gene Ontology annotation, cellular component: TRC complex; membrane. The record is from RefSeq and is a predicted model, not a curated record. The coding region runs from base 22 to 1056 and encodes 344 amino acids.